CCCUCUUUUUCUUUUCGCUCGUGGCGGCUAAUGGCAGCACGUAAAGAGUCCGGCUCAGCAGUGAGCGUCGCGAUGACUUCUACAGGGGGUACUUUGGACUCUCCCGUCAAGCAGAUCCAGAUUGAAGGACUGGUGGUGUUGAAGAUCAUCAAGCACUACCAGGAGGAGGGCCAGGGCAGUGAGGUUGUCCAGGGGGUCCUCCUGGGCCUGGUGGUGGAAGACCGGCUGGAGAUUACCAACUGCUUCCCCUUCCCCCAGCACACCGAGGAUGAUGCUGACUUUGAUGAGGUCCAGUACCAGAUGGAGAUGAUGCGUUCUCUGCGCCACGUCAACAUCGACCAUCUGCAUGUGGGAUGGUACCAGUCCACCUACUAUGGGUCCUUUGUCAGCCGCGCUCUGCUCGACUCCCAGUUCAGCUACCAGCAUGCCAUUGAAGAGUCCGUGGUACUUAUCUAUGAUCCAAUAAAGACAGCCCAGGGAUCCCUCUCUCUCAAGGCCUACAGGCUAACCCCCAAACUAAUGGAGAUCUGCAAGGAGAAAGAUUUCACAACUGAGGGGUUGAAAAAGGCCAACAUUGGCUUUGAGCUCAUGUUCGAGGAGGUGCCCAUCGUCAUCAAGAACUCCCACCUCAUCAGCGUGCUGAUGUGGGAGCUGGAGGACAAGUCCACAGUUGCCGACAAGCAUGAGCUGCUCAACCUCUCCAGCAGUAACCACCUGGAAAAGAGUCUACAAUUGCUGAUGGACAGAGUGGAUGACAUGAGCCAAGACAUUGUCAAAUAUAACACCUAUAGCCGCAACCUGAGUAAGCAACAGCAGCAGAAACACCAGUACCUCCAGAGGCGACAGCAGGAGAAUACACAGCGACAAAGCCGAGGGGAGCCCCCACUGCCCGAGGAGGACAUCAGCAAGAUGUUCAAGCCUCCUCAGCCUCCACCACGCAUGGACACACUGCUCAUAGCAGGGCAAAUUAACAAUUACUGCCAGAAUGUGAAGGAAUUUACUUCGCAGAAUCUUGGGAAGCUGUUCAUGGCAGAGGCUCUCCAAGGUCACACCAGCUAGAGAGGAAAUGAAGAGAGGGUGAAAAAGUGGGAAAGAUGAAGAGCUUACAGGGAUGCAAGGCAAAAUCACCAGCCCAUGAACGGAGGAGUAGAGCGUUGGGUAUUUUCUUUCUGAGCAGGAAACCCCUGAGCCCCACCUCCAACAAUUAAGAUCUUUGAGAAUCCCAUGAUGGUUGUCAUUUAAAUAAAAGGUUUGCAUCUCCAA
Molecule: messenger RNA, 1263 nt
Organism: Lampris incognitus (smalleye Pacific opah)
Lineage: Eukaryota; Metazoa; Chordata; Actinopteri; Lampriformes; Lampridae
Product: eukaryotic translation initiation factor 3 subunit H
Exons: 8
Coding region: 31-1059 (342 amino acids)
Cellular component (GO): eukaryotic translation initiation factor 3 complex; cytosol; cytoplasm
Molecular function (GO): translation initiation factor activity; protein binding; metallopeptidase activity
Source: RefSeq, a predicted model, not a curated record